CUUGUGAUGACUUUCUCGUCCAGGUCUUUUGAUCAAGGCAUCGCACUCCUAUGUUCCUGAAACCACCCCGCCUCGGCGUCUUCAGAAGGUCUUCUGUCUCUCAUUCUGUUUCACCGACGAGAUGAUGACGUCGCGAGCACAAGGUCGUACAUCGACGAAAGGGUAUAAAGCCACGAACAUCGAAAGGUGAUCCUACUCCCCUUCAUUCAGCGAGACAUCAAACAGCAAUACACAGCAAUCGACCCAGCCUAUCGAGCUCAUACAUACCGUUUUUUUUUCAGGUUCCAAAAUGAAGUCCUUCUACUUUGCCACUCUCGCUGCCGCCAUGGCCCUCGCCGCCAACGGUGCCGCAAUCGUGCUUCCGCGUGCUGGACCAAAGGUGCCGGGAAACGUACACAUCAGCCUUUCCACGACUUCGGGCGAGGUCCCCGGCACUUCUGGCGGUAACCAGCCCGUGGGAGACCAGACCGACUUUGCUGUGGUCCUCCCGGACGGAAAGAAGCUCACAGCACAGGAUGCUCAAUGCCACGACACGCCCUUUGGAAAUGGGCCUGCUGGCUCGACAUGCACCUUCAACGACCCCCAGCUCAAGGUGCCUCUCGAUGUCUUCUACAUCGUCACGGACGCCAAGAUCGGACAAGAGACAAUGAAGAUUGACUAUAAUGGCAAGCAUAUCGAGUCAACCCUCGGUGGAGGUGGACAGAAGGACAAGCUCGCAGACGAGUGCACCAAGGACAAGAACAAUGCCCCCUUCAAGGCCAAUACCGUUAUGACUUGCGAUGUCCAGACUCCUUGAUGAUCAUAAUGCCGGUACCUGUACCGAUGCCAUGCCAUAGUAGUGAACCAUCCAACCAUGCACGCUUGCAAUGCCAAUCCCUAGAC
Acaromyces ingoldii is the source of this 882-nucleotide messenger RNA. RefSeq lists its product as hypothetical. The transcript is spliced from 3 exons. The coding region runs from base 290 to 796 and encodes 168 amino acids. Lineage: Eukaryota; Fungi; Basidiomycota; Exobasidiomycetes; Exobasidiales; Cryptobasidiaceae. The record is from RefSeq and is a predicted model, not a curated record.